This is a messenger RNA of Cimex lectularius (bed bug), 1260 nucleotides long. RefSeq names its product coiled-coil domain-containing protein 94. Bases 103 to 1104 code for a protein of 333 amino acids. The transcript has 7 exons. The record is from RefSeq and is a predicted model, not a curated record. Gene Ontology annotation, biological process: mRNA splicing, via spliceosome. Gene Ontology annotation, cellular component: U2-type catalytic step 1 spliceosome. NCBI's taxonomy places the organism in Eukaryota, Metazoa, Arthropoda, Insecta, Hemiptera, Cimicidae.
AACGAAGCCUUCCGAAAACAAGGGAAGGUUAACCAUCCUCUCAACCAGUGGGCAACACUUAUUUUUCCACUUUAAUUUAUCUUUUAAUUAAAUUUUGGAAAAAUGUCCGAGAGAAAAGUAUUGAAUAAAUACUACCCCCCGGAUUUUGAUCCGUCAAAGAUCCCUCGUAUGAAAGGGACGAAAAACCGUCAGUUCACUGUACGUUUGAUGGCCCCUUUUAAUAUGAGAUGUGCAACUUGCGGCGAGUACAUAUACAAAGGGAAAAAGUUCAAUGCAAAGAAAGAGGACGUUGAAGGCGAGGACUAUUUGGGCAUUAGAAUAUUCAGGUUUUAUAUCAAAUGCACAAGAUGUCUCCAGGAGAUAUCUUUCAAGACCGACCCGAAAAAUACGGAUUACGAAAUAGAAGCAGGCGCUACGAGGAAUUUUAUGGCGCUGAAACUUGCCGAAGAGCAAGCAGAAAGAGAAGAAGAGGAAAGAAAAGAAGAAGAAGCGUCAAACCCAAUGAAACUGUUGGAAAACAGGACGAAGCAAUCAAAACAAGAACUGGACCUCCUCGAGUCCUUAGAAGAGUUGAAAGAUCUUAACAAACGACAACAGAAUGUCGACUUUGAUACGCUUCUCUCCCAGUACAACUCGAAAGAGGCCCAAGAGCGGAUCAGGAAAAUGCAAGAGGAAGAAGAUGAAAGAUUUGUGAAGUCUGUGUUUGGAAAGAAGACAGUUGUCAAAGAGGAAAUCUUGGACGAAGAUGGACAACCUCUCAAGAAAAAAAAGAAGAUAAAAAAAGAAAAAGAGGAGAAUGUAAACGUUCAUGAAACUCAAUCAUCUUCCAGCAGUAAUUUAGAUGAUAAGGAUGCAAUCAUGUCGACAAAACCGGCAGUACUUACAAUAAAACCAGAUCCUCUUUCGCAAAAGAGCGUUGGGAUUAUAAAGAAGCCGUUGGGUAACUUGGUGAGGCUAAAGGGAAAGGAAGGCACACCUUCUCGUUCAGAGGUUAAAAUUGAAGCGCUGUCGACUAUAAAGAAGGAGCCGAAUGAAGAGCAGCCGAAACAAAACGCUUUAUCCCUCCUCGGUUCGUAUUCAGGGACGGAUAGCGAUUCGUCUUAAGCUAUUUUUCAAUAUGUGAGAAGAACAAAUGUAAAUAUGAAAUUUUUUUUUUUUUUUUAAUUCUACAAAUUGUGUACAGGGGGCAGUGAUUACUUGUAAAUAAAUGCCUCAAGUCAAAACUUUCUAGAUACUACAAAUAUAUUUUACAAAAACGAA